This is a messenger RNA of Rhea pennata, 1295 nucleotides long. RefSeq names its product ciliary microtubule inner protein 2A (gene CIMIP2A). The record is from RefSeq and is a predicted model, not a curated record. The transcript has 6 exons. Lineage: Eukaryota; Metazoa; Chordata; Aves; Rheiformes; Rheidae. The coding region runs from base 53 to 895 and encodes 280 amino acids. Gene Ontology annotation, cellular component: nucleus.
AGGGAAGCUGACAACAUUUUAUGGUUUAGGCAUGGCCAAGAUCAAAUUUUAAAUGAUUGAACUUCUCAAGCCGUUUUUCCCUGCAGGUGAUUUCUCCUCUACAAAAGCCACAGCUGGAGCAAACCUUCCUGACCCAGCUCUCGAACCGAGCGCUGCCGCGUCCCGGCGGGGGCCGGCGGAGGAGCGACCCAUGCCGGCGCGCACGGGCCCUGGGGACGCCGCACCUUUGCGCGAGCAGACCAAGCACGUUCCCAGCCAUCCUGGCCUGAGGCUGGCGUAUGCGUACGAGCAGAGGAUUUCACCCCAGUCCAGCACGACACCAAAGGCAUCUGAGGAAAAAGAGGGGCGGUUGCCGGACAUAACCGUGGCCAGUGGACGGGAAGAAAAAGAUGGUCCCUGCCAACCUGACAGCGCCUGUGGCCAGGGAUGGACGAGCUUUCCUUGCGUCCCAGAGAUCAAACGGCCUGGAAAAACUGUAGGUGCGACUCUGCCAGCGGUGGCUGAGCCAGUGGAUGCAGAGAGCUAUAAUCGGUUCCCCAGGCUGGAUGUACCAAACGCCAUCCAACAGAAAGUCAUUUCAGGUUACACUGGAUACAUACCCCGCUACACCUGGAUUACUGGCGUUACCUACCUCCAGGGUGUCAAGGAUGCCAUGAAUGAAUUUGACAGAAAUCAGCUUUUGCUGAGGAACCCAGUUUGUGAGUUUGGCAAGAGACUACCGCAAACAUACUGGCCUAACAACAGAAUUUACACCAGUGUUGGACUGAUACCUUUCUAUACAGGCUUUGUACCAACCCUCAGAAACAGCUAUGCACUUACUUUUGGAAACAGCACCCGAAAGGCUUACCAAAAGGAACAAAGGAGACAAGCCUGUGCACUGCGAAAAAAACUUUAAUGAUGCCUGUACAGCAUUUGAAGUGACUUUGGAACAGGAAGAGGAACACAACACAGACAAGAGAAGUUUUGAAUGAAAGAGUUCAUACAGCUUUAAACAAAAUUUACAGGUGUUCAUUUGCAUAGGUUUUAUUCUGCCUCUUCCUCAGCCUCCUCUUCAAACUCCCCCUCUUCCUCAGCUGUAGCAUCCUGAUACUGCUGAUACUCAGACACCAGGUCAUUCAUAUUGCUCUCAGCUUCUGUGAACUCCAUCUCAUCCAUGCCCUCACCAGUAUACCAAUGCAAGAAAGCCUUUCGGCGGAACAUAGCAGUGAAUUGUUCAGAAAUGCGUUUAAAAAGCUCCUGGAUAGCUGUACUGUUACCAAUAAACGUGGCAGACAUUUUCAGGCCACGAGGUGGAA